This is a messenger RNA of Cottoperca gobio, 5226 nucleotides long. RefSeq names its product vascular endothelial growth factor Ba (gene vegfba). Bases 808 to 1569 code for a protein of 253 amino acids. Lineage: Eukaryota; Metazoa; Chordata; Actinopteri; Perciformes; Bovichtidae. Gene Ontology annotation, biological process: sprouting angiogenesis; vascular endothelial growth factor receptor signaling pathway; positive regulation of angiogenesis. The transcript is spliced from 8 exons. Gene Ontology annotation, molecular function: growth factor activity; heparin binding; vascular endothelial growth factor receptor binding. Gene Ontology annotation, cellular component: membrane. The record is from RefSeq and is a predicted model, not a curated record.
GUCAUUUAUAACAGGAUAGAAAAAAAAUGGGAAGAUGCGCCUGGAGGGGCAACGUCAUAUUUUCAGUGGGAGCGACAGUGUGGGGAGACUGUGACCGAGCCGGAGAGCGGAAUAUGCUGCACAGUCCAGCUCUGUACGUCGGGCUAAAGCGUCGGAUCUUUACCGGAUAAACGUCCUAUAGCUGGAUGAUGUGAUUUCUUUUCCAGCCACACAGAGGAUUUUAUGAUCGCACCACGUUUCAGCGGGAAUCUGGAUGAUCCUCAAAUCACGCCACCCCGGACCCCCACACCGGUUCCAUGGGAUCAGCACCAAAUGGACUGACCUAAAACAAAUAAAGGGAGGCAUCAGUCAAAGUUUAAAAGUCUCAUUUUAAAAAAAUCUGGAUUUUAAGGUUAUUGUACCACGAUUUGAUAGGCCUAUUAAAUUAUUACUUGAGAGUGUUACAUUUUCUGUCUGUAUUUUAAUAUUAGUGGAGGGAGGUGUAGGCCUAUUCCAGCCCACUCCAGUGGCUGACUAAUUGAAAUAAAAUAACAAACUAUUAUUAGACUUUAGGGAACUGACUUAUGCUAUAGUUUAGACGGUCAUAUAGUCUCAAAUGCAACAAGAUAAGGUUAUUAUUUAAAAACUGAGGAUGCAACCCGUGGUGUCUUUUCAAGGAAGGGAGUCUGGAGAAUGAAAACGGGAUUUCUGCGUUUUUAAUCGGACACAGAGGCGAAGGAAGGAGACGGCCGGACAAGCCACCUGCUUUUUUCUUUUUUUUGGAUUGGUCCAAAACAUAUUUUUGCGUGCCCCUUGGACUCCUGCACAAUGGGGAUUAUGCUUCAAGUUAUUCUAGGAAUGUUUCAAUUCCUGCUGCUCACCAGAAUACCGACGUCCCAUGCCAAGCUCGCUCACUGGCGGCCGGCAGACUCCCCAAAAUCCAGGGAAGGUCGAGAAGUGCGGCGGUGGUUGGAGGUUUAUUCGCGGAGCGGCUGUGAGCCUCGGGACACUCUUGUGGAGGUUUGGCGGGAGUUGCCUGGGGAGACGCACCAUCUCUUUGUCCCUUCCUGUGUGUCGGUGAGGCGAUGCGGUGGCUGCUGUGCUGACGAGGCUCUGGAGUGUGUUCCCUCCCUCACACACACACUCACCAUGGAGUUGAUGAGAACCUCCUUCAUGAAACAUGAGCUCAUUGAGCUACCGUUUGUCGAACACAGUCAGUGUGAGUGCAGAUUAAAAGAACAAUUCCAGCCAACACCUACAACAAGGCCCGAUCUGAAGCCAACAAGAACAGACAAGAAAAAGGAGAGAGGAAAGUCCAGACAGAAGACAAGUGGAGUUAUCAGAGCUGCGACCAAUGCCCCGCCAAAUCUUCCUCCCCCAUCCUCUCCUCCUUCUUCACCCCCGCCCAUCAGCUUCUCUCCCUCUCCGUCGCCAUCUCCGAGGCCUCGUUGUCGCCCCUGCAGAGGGAGGAAGUGGGUGCUGGAUGUGACGUCUUGUCAGUGCCGCUGCGCCAUCACAGCUGAGAGCUGCAGCCGGAAAGACAGGAAGCUCAACCCUCACCGCUGCAGGUGUGAUGCCAUGAGGACUUGAUGUGUCUACUCAAAUUUCAUUUCACCUCCUUCUUUCCACCAACCCCUGUUGAUUCAUCACCCACUCUCAGCAUCAGUGCCACGGAGCAUACAGACGCUUGGACAUCCAAUAACCUCGGACUGAAGGAAAUAUUUGCGAAAGCACACACAAGAACCUGUACUAGCGCUCUGAGUAAUAUAGAUCUACUAGUGUGCGUAUGUGCAGCCAAACAUCUUCCCACCUCCUCUGCUUCUGUGGCAAAGCUUCUCUCAGUCCACAUGCAUGUAGAGACAUGCAGUCACAAACCACAUCCCAUGAGUGGAGGGAUGAAGUGGCAGCUUAAUGGCGUGGAUUUCAAACAAAUUCUUUCUUGGUGGACACAAUCACACAAGCUCCUGCUCUGCUGUGGUUUGGAGGUUCUUUAGGUCUGCAGUUGAACUUUAAGAGAGCAGUGGAAACACAAACAAUGGAUAUAAAGUGGAUGGCACACAUGUCGACGUGUUUGCCGGAAAACCUCGCAUGGAGACGGAUUCCUGGGUGAAGUCAAGCCAAUUUUUGAAAAGAAAGGCGACAGAUUUUAGAUGGACACGUCCACACUCAGACAUACCAGAAGGACACAGGACAUGCACAUGAACUGGCACCCCAGUGUGCGUGGACCUAUAGUUGAGCUGAAUGCUGGGCUGGAGAGUAUCUGUGUGGUCUCCCCACUGAAAGACCCAGAUGGGAUAUCCCUGCAGCCGUUCUCUCUCAUUCAAAGUGUAUGACCACGGGCUGGCUCUCCAAGCCGCUUUCCGGCAUUUGUUUAAUUUGGGCCUUUUGUCUCCAUCUUCCCUCGGCUCCCCGAUUGAAAGCAGCCGCUUUGCCUCUCUUUUAGGCAGUGAGGAGAAUGACAAUAAUGAGGCCUGGCGGCUGUCCACUGCUUCACACACACAGACAUUCACACUUAUAAUACCAGGAACACAGACGACACUGCAAAUGCAGACACACACAAUCUCACUCACUCUGUGCUAUAGCAGGCACACACACAUUCAUAUUUACACACACAUGCAAUGUGAAAUAAAUGCAGGUAGCCAUAAGCAUUUGUGUGCAAAUAUUUGUUUUCAUUUGCAAUUUACUGCAAAGUCUUCAUUUAAUAGUUUAUUAUUUGCCUCUGUUUUAUAUUUUAUUAUAAUUCUGUCAAGUUGAUUGAAAAGAUAUUCUAUAUUGCAGAAUGUGCGUCUUUGUUUUGUUUGUUCAUCUUUAAUCCGUCUGCAUAAAGAGUCACACUGGGUGGCCGGCUAUCUAUACACUCAGCAUCUAAACCGAUACCCAAAUGUAUUGAAUUUAAACAGACACGGCUCAAACGGGCCACAAAUGGGAGACUAUAUAAAUUAUAAUGUGUAAUUUAAACAAUCGGCUGGGCAGUGUUGUCCACAGCAGCACACAGAAACCAAGCAAAUAGCCGUUCCCAGUGCAGUGAAAGCAAAACACGGCUGUUUUUGUUGCAUGUUUGAGCCAGGAUGGAAAGAGUAUUAUUCAUUUGGAACAUAACUUGUUUGUAUUCCGACCGAAUCUCACGGUUUAACUCCAUGUUAGUUCAUGACUGCUUGGCCGCUGGGUGGGAACGGAUUUGAACUGUGACUGCUUCAGAAAAGACGAGGUCUUGAGCAGCUUGUCAGUCAGUGUGACAUUCAUUCAGACCCUUUGCUAAAUUGUCCAGAGAAUAUUUUACCAGUGACAUCUUAUCUCCAUGACAAACAGUAGCUUUGAAACUCUAUAAUUCAUGCCCCUACUUUCCCCCAGGAUUCAUACAAUCCUUCUGUUGAAAUAGUCCAGAGUCUGAAUUAUUUGUGACAGCCUUCAGCUAAAGAACUUUGUGUCAGUGGCAGAUGUGAUAAGCUCUGUAUUUAUACUCUCCUGAAAUGAGAUUAUUUUUUUCCAUGCUCGAGUCCAUUGUUCAAAGUUUGUUAUUAUUGUCAAUCAAUGCUUCGAUCACUACCUCUAUAUCACAAUAUAUUAAUGACCAAGUAUUAGAGCAUUGUUGUUACUUUCUUUGUGUUAUUUCUGACCUCUUUUAAUAUAUUUGUAUUUACAUUUAGCAAUAAACAUAGUCUCCAAUGUAGAGAUGUGGAGCUGCAGCAGAUCUAUAGUGAAUAUCACUGGCUUAGAGGAAUUUAUAGGAGUUUUCUGUGUGCGUCUUAAUAAUCUGAAGGGAAGUAUUUUUCAUAUUAAGGAGAACUGAACUGGUCCUCUGAGUACAGACCAGACACUGUGUGAUAAUGUGGAACAGGAGAAGGUUUCCCAAAGAGGUUGUAAACUCAAACUACUGGUGAUCUUGAAGUCUUGGCUUUAAAUGAGAAGUUUGACAUUUUAGAAAAUACACAUAUUUGAGUUAUAUGAGAAGAUUGAUACCACUUUCAUGUCUGUACAGUCAAUAUGAAACUUGAGCCAGCAGUCGGUUAGCUUAGCUUAGCAUAAAGACUAGAAACAGAGGCAAACAGCUAGCCUGGCUCUGUCCGGGAAAAAAUUAAAUCCCCAUGUAGCAGCAGCAGCUGUUAAAUUAACACGUUAUUCUAUUUUGUUUAAUCUGUAUGAAAACCAAAGUGUGACCAUAUCAAUUAAUAAACUUUAGAGGAGCUUGUAGGCAGAUUUUGUUAAUUUUAGCUGUUUCCUCUUGUUUCCAGUCUUGUUGCUAAACUAAACUAACCAGCUGCUGGUCCAGUCAGGUUAUUUACUGGAUAGAGAUAUGUAUCCAUUUUCUCAUUUAAAUCUCAGCAAGAAAAGCUAAUAAGCGUAUUUCACAAAUGUUUAAACUAUUCCUUUAAGUAAUUCAUGCUUUUAGUAUAUUUUUAUUUCCCCCCAAUUUUCCAGCCUUCAUUUAUUGAUAACGUUGCAUUUUGUGAUCAAAUGUUUUGGGAAACCUAAGAGUCCCUGAACGUCAGUACAGAUUGCACUUCUGUUUAAGAUUGCAAAGCACAUACUGUACAAUAGUCCACUGGGGGAAAAAACUGAAGGAGCAAAUGGACUUCACUCAUGCAGACGUGUACGACAUAUCGAAGACAUUCCAACUAAAAGAGUUGUGGCGCUGAGAUCACUUUUUGAGGGCCUCUGUUGUUACUUGUGACCAAAUUUUCUUAUUUCAUUCUGAACAAUAAAAGCAAUGAUCCCAUCAGAAAGCUGUUGCCUCCCAUCAUAUCAACAUCACAACUCUUAAAGAUCGACAGCUCGGACAUAUAAAAAGUCCUACUCAAACAUCAGUGUGCUUUGUAUCUGCACAGUCUGCAUUGUACUGUAAAGGUAGCUUUGUUCUAGCCUCCAGUGUCUUAGCCUAUAGAGACCCCUUAUUAAACUAUAUAACAUUUUAUAAUCUCUAAUAUGCCAUGACCUUGUGUAUGACCUAGUGCAUACUUUAGAGAUGUAUUUGUAACUUCAUUUUAGCUAUACUAAAAGAAUCUCUUCUCUGCGAAUACAUUGUACUACUGUAGCCUAUGUAUAAAGAAAACACUCUUUUUUUGCUGCUACACCAUUUGUGCCCUAUUAUGAUGUCUUUGUAGAAAACAAUGCAGUUUCAUGUUGUAUUAGUAUAUAAAUGGCAGUUAAUCGAUUCAAUGUCCACAUAAAAGUGUAUACUGCAUUGUCGAAUAUAAUGAAAAUGAUACCAGAACACAACCGUGAUGUUACAGAUGUUAAUAAAGGAAA